AUGGCAAUUUCAAGUUUUUUCGCUUAUAACCAACGUAUAACUCGGAAACGAUCAAUUUUAAGCUACCAGGAAUGGUCGAACUUUUUUCCGGCUCGUCUUUCGAUAUCUUAUUCUACAGUGACUGUACUCUUCCAUCUCAAAUAUCUUUCCAAGGAAUCCUCUUCAUUGAAAUCUCGGCUAUCUGUAUACCAUUACUCAUUUUUGUUUCUAAGAAAAGCCAGGCAGAUUUUGUGCCCGCAUUUAUUACAGUUAUCGCCCACGUAA
Molecule: messenger RNA, 264 nt
Organism: Acanthoscelides obtectus
Lineage: Eukaryota; Metazoa; Arthropoda; Insecta; Coleoptera; Chrysomelidae
Source: the annotation of a GenBank genome assembly